AUGUCUCGACCAUCCACUGGUGCGCGAUUCAUCCGCACUAUCGUCAAGAACGAUGCCGUCAGGGCUGAUCCACCUGAGAUCUAUGGAUGGCGUGCGUUUGCCAUGGCUGGCUCUGCCUGCUUCGGAGGCAUGUUGUUCGGGUUUGAUAUCGGUACCAUUGGUGGUGUCCUUGAACUGCCCGAGUUCCAAAAGAAAUACGACAUUACAAGGCUGAACAAGGUCGGCAAGGCCAACUUGAACGCCAAUAUUGCCUCGACACUUCAAGCUGGAUGCUUCGUUGGUUGCUUCAUCUCAUCCUGGGCAGCUGACAAGUGGGGUCGAAAGAUUGCUUUGCAGCUCAAUGGUCUUAUCACCAUUGUUGGCUGCGCCAUCCAAGCUCUUGCCAUGGGACACCUUGAGGCCAUGUACAUUGGCCGUCUCGUAGCCGGUGUCGGUGUCGGUGGUGCAUCCAUGGUCGUCCCUCUGUACAUCUCUGAAAACGCGCCUCGUGGAAUUCGUGGUGGUCUCACCGGUCUCUACCAACUAUUCAUCGCCACUGGAACCUGUCUCGCCUUCUGGGUCAAUUAUGGGUCUCUCAUGCAUCUCAGUGGUAGCGCCAAGGUGUACAUCGUCCCGCUCGCAAUGCAGGCUCUACCCGCCGUCCUUCUCGUCGGUUGCAUGGCGCUGAACAAGGAGUCUCCGCGUUUCCUGGCUAAGCAAGACCGUUGGGAAGAAGCCACGAAUGUGCUUGCCCGUAUCCGAAACUUGCCGACUUCACACGCCUAUGUCCAGGACGAGAUCAAGGACAUCGCGGAUCAGCUUGAGCAUGAACGCAUGCUUGUCGCCGGUGCCACCGUCAAGGACCUCCUGAAGGAGAUGUUUACAAUCCCAGGCAACCGCAAGCGCGCUCUCAUCUCCAUCGGCUUGAUGAUCUGCCAGCAGAUGACCGGUACUAAUGCUAUCAACUACUACGCGCCCCAGAUCUUCAAAGCUCUCGGACUCGUCGGUAACGAGAACAAGCUCUUCGCGACUGGUAUCUACGGUAUCGUGAAGAUGGUUGGCUGCCUCUGCUUCUUGAUUUUCGCUGCCGACUCGCUUGGUCGCCGCCGGUCGCUCCUCUGGACUUCAAUCGCCCAGGGUGCGUCUAUGUAUUACAUCGGUCUCUACAUGCGCAUCGACCCACCGGUGGAGGGAAAGUCCGUACCAGGCGCUGGCUACUUCGCCCUUGUCUGUGUGUUCCUAUUCGCCUGCUUCUUCCAGUUUGGCUGGGGUCCUGUUUGCUGGAUCUAUGUCUCGGAAAUUCCUGCUGCUCGUCUCCGUUCGCUCAAUGUCGCCAUCGCAGCAGCGACACAAUGGCUGUUUAAUUUUGUAGUCGCUCGUGCUACUCCGAAUAUGAUGGCUACGGUUGGCAAGGGUGGUUACGGUACCUUCCUCAUCUACGGCUCCUUCUGCUUCUCCAUGUUCUUCUUUGUCUGGUUCCUUAUUCCCGAGACCAAGGGUCUCUCGCUCGAGAAGAUGGACGAUAUCUUUGGUAUCACCGAGCUCGUCAAGAACAUUGAGGCUGAUCGCGAGGCCCACGCCCACGACCACGCCACCGAGCUUGAUAUCGAUGGCAAGAAUGUUGUACGUGAGGAGCGCAAGGAGGUCGCCAACUAAGAGAUCGCAUGAAAAGGGCUAUUGAUUGGGAUCUGCGGUUUGAGAUGUUC
Molecule: messenger RNA, 1685 nt
Organism: Cucurbitaria berberidis CBS 394.84
Lineage: Eukaryota; Fungi; Ascomycota; Dothideomycetes; Pleosporales; Cucurbitariaceae
Product: quinate permease
Exons: 5
Coding region: 1-1635 (544 amino acids)
Biological process (GO): transmembrane transport; carbohydrate transport
Cellular component (GO): membrane
Molecular function (GO): carbohydrate:proton symporter activity
Source: RefSeq, a predicted model, not a curated record